AUGAAUCAGGAAAAGGAAGAAACGAUUAUUGUGGAAGAAGAGGGCAAAGAUGGCGGUGGUGUUAGUGAAACGGCGAGUAGCGGUUCAAAUAAACAUCAAGCACAUACUGAUGAUGACGAUGACGACGACGGCGAACCUGUUUAUAUCGAGUCAAGUCCAUGUUCUCGCUGGCAAAAACGACGUGAAACAGUUGCUCAACGUGACAUUCCAGGUAUCGAUGCAUCCUAUUUAGCCAUGGAUACCGAAGAAGGUGUAGAAGUUGUUUGGAAUGAAGUUUUAUUUUCUGAAAGAAAGAUUAGUGAUAGUCAACAUAAUAAAGUUAGUGAAGUCUUCGAUAAAUUAAUCGAACUGAAUCAUAUGAAUAUCGUGAAAUUUCACGGCUAUUGGCAAGAUCGUGCCAAAGCAGAUGAUCGUCCCCGAGUUGUUUUUAUUACGGAAUACAUGUCAAGUGGCUCGUUAAAAGCAUUUUUACGUAAAACAAAGAAGACGAAACAAAGUUUAUCGAAAAAUUCCUGGAGACGAUGGUGUAUUCAAUUAUUAUCUGCUUUAAAUUAUUUACAUUCAUGUGAAGAACCAAUUAUUCAUGGUAAUUUAACCUGUGAUACAAUUUUUAUACAGAAUACCGGUCUUCUAAAGAUUGGAUCCAUACAUUAUCCUCAGCUGAAAGCAUUUGCUGACAUGAGCAUCGUCGCGCCGGAUGUCCUACAUCGACAUGUGAAAAGUAUCUCGGAUUCAUCGGCGAAGAAUCUACAUUUUCAAGCUCCAGAAAUCGAUGAAGAAUUAAAUCAGAUUACGACAGCCGUUGAUAUUUAUUCACUUGGCAUGGUAACACUUGAGAUGUGUAAUCUUGAAAUGGGCGGCAAUGGUGAUACGCAUGCCAUAACUGAUGAUAUUGUGAAUGAAGCGAUUGCAAAUUUGGAUAAUUCUGUGCAGAAGGAUCUCGUUUUAAAAUGUCUUCAAACUGAUCCUGUGAGACGACCGACAGCACGUGAAUUACUCUUCCAUCCAGCUCUGUUUGAAAUUCCAUCAUUAAAACUUCUGUCCGUUCAUUCGUUGGCAGAUGAUAUUCGUUCGAAGCCAGAUCGAUCAUUUGUUUCACCUUUUCAUCAUCUUUCAUUAUCGGAUCAGAUCUUUGCAGAAUCUGAAUCGGUUCGAGAAGGUGUCAAACCGGUUAUCUUCACUUACAAAGAUUGUCCAUCAUUUGAUCUCGAUAAACUUCUCGAAGAUGUUCAGAAUGGCUUAUAUCCAAUCACAGCCUACCAUUUACUAUUUCCGACAAAUAGUACUCUAAAUCUCCUAAUAAAAUCUCCUGUCUCAGAUAAAACUAUACCAACUUCCUCGUCAUUAUCAUCAUUUCAACCAUCAACAUUAAUGAACACAGAUAGCGAUUCAACUACACCCAUACAAUCAAUUACAGAUCCAUCGCAAUUCCAUUCGAUUAAUGCAAACGAUUCUAAUUCAAACGCCGCGUUCACGAAUGGAGUCAAGUCACGAGCGACCACAUCAUCGUACGAACGAACAACGUCGACAACAAAUGAUGCAGAUCAUCAUACAAAUGAUUCCUCAACGACACUUAUGAAUAGUAGCUCUUCUACAGCAUCAUUAUCCAAUAGUAAUGAGAAAGAAAAUCGAAGAAUUAUCGAUAUACAAUGUAAAAUAAAAACGAAAGAGACUCGAUCAUCUUUGUUAUUCAUCAGUGUGAAAUUUCAAGAUCGAUUACAGCGUGAUAUGACGGCAGAAAUCGAAUCAGAUGAAACGCCAAGUGGUAUAGCAAAAGAACUCUUAGAACUCGGUUUAAUUCAUGAGAGUGACUAUGCACGUGUUGAACAAUCAAUAGACAAAGCAUUUAAUGCCACAAUUACAUCUCCAGACGUUCUGAAUGGCACCUCAACUUCGUUACUUGACGUGAAGAAAACAGCUGUUGUCGCUGCUACAGCUGCACUUAUAACAUCCCAAGCUCUACAAAAUCAACUGAGUACAUCAUCUCCAACCAACGGUCCUCCUCUACUCGACGGAAACAAUCUGUCGGCAUGGUCAAAUUCUCCGUCACAACCGGUUAUGUUUUUACCGACUUAA
Molecule: messenger RNA, 2076 nt
Organism: Adineta ricciae
Lineage: Eukaryota; Metazoa; Rotifera; Eurotatoria; Adinetida; Adinetidae
Source: the annotation of a GenBank genome assembly